This is a messenger RNA of Anthonomus grandis grandis, 1135 nucleotides long. Its product is annotated as regucalcin-like. Gene Ontology annotation, biological process: L-ascorbic acid biosynthetic process. The coding region runs from base 140 to 1060 and encodes 306 amino acids. Gene Ontology annotation, molecular function: calcium ion binding; gluconolactonase activity. The transcript is spliced from 5 exons. NCBI's taxonomy places the organism in Eukaryota, Metazoa, Arthropoda, Insecta, Coleoptera, Curculionidae. The record is from RefSeq and is a predicted model, not a curated record.
AUAUUCAGUCUGCUGUGCGAUUAUACCAGUUCAAGCAGUAAUCGCACGGUCAGAGAUAAGCGGUAAUCGUGUUAUAUGUUCUUUACUGUGUUUUAUUUUAGUUCACUAUAAAACUUUAAACGACUAAAAUACAAAAAAUAUGGCUCCAAAAAUUGAAAGAAUAGCCGAAAUCCCUCAGCUGGUACUUGGGGAAGGACCGCAUUGGGAUCCGGAAAGUCAGAGUUUGUUAUUUGUAGAUAUUUUAGAGAAGACCGCAUAUAAAUUCAUUCCAUCUACGGGGUACCUAUCGAAAGUUGUGUUCGACAAACCGAUAUCUGUCAUUAUUCCUGUUAGAGGUAAGAAAGAUCAAUACUUAGUAACCCUGCAAAGGGAUAUUGCUAUUAUAAAUUGGGAUGGUAAAUCAGAAAAGCCUUCCAAAAUUGAAGUUCUUGCUGAAGUUGAUGUAGGUACUGAAAACAGAAUAAAUGAUGGCAAGUGUGAUCCACGAGGAAGAUUUUUUGGUGGUUCCAUGGGUCCAGAGCCUGAAGUUGGUCAUUUUACUUUGGAAGCAGGAUCUUUUUACUCAUAUGCUAAAGGAAAGUUAGAAAAACAUGCAGAGAAAAUUGGAAUUUCAAAUGGAUUGACAUGGAAUCCAGCGCUGAAAAAAAUGUAUUAUAUCGACAGUUUGGCAUACACAAUUGAUUCAUUUGAUUACGAUAUUGAGACGGGAAAAAUUUCUAAUCGAACACCAUUUUUCAGUAGCAAAAACGUAGGAAUAGAAGGUAUUUUUGAUGGUAUGACCAUCGAUAAGGAUGGAAAUUUGUGGGUUGCUAUCUUUAAUGGGUCUAAAGUUAUUAAAGUUGAUCCUACAAAACCCGAUACUUUAUUGCAACAAAUAGAUAUUCCUGCCAAACAAGUAACUUCUGUAGCUUGGGGUGGCAUCGACCUAGACAUCUUAUAUGUUAUAUCAGCCAGUAUGACAAUAGAUGGAGAAGUUUUGUCCCCUCCUAACCAUGGUGCUCUUUAUAGAGUGUCAGGUCUGGGUACCAAAGGAUUACCUAUGGCACCGUUCGAACUUUGAACAUUUAAUUUUUUAUUUGCCUCAUAAAAUUUAAUUGUAAUGCGUAAUAAUAAAUAUUGUUUGAUAAUUUUGUGA